AUGUGGAAGCUUCUUUUCUUUGCUUCUCUCGGCCUCGUUGCCGCAGAGGACGGUCUCGAUGGCUGGUUGCGUUACGCUCGCCUACCAGACUGCAAGUCUUCCGGCGUCGCCGAAUCUCUUCCCUCUACCGUCAUCGGCCUCAAUGCGACAGAAAACGGCCCAAUUGCUUCUGCCUUGACCGAAUUGACCAAGGGCUACCAAGGCAUCCUCGGCAAAGACGUCUCUGUUGGCCAGGACGCCUGUGCUGCUGCUUCCGUUGUCAUUGCUACUGUCGACGACUACGUUGCUGCCUGUGGAAGUGAAGGUGUUCAAGCGGACCUCAUUGAGGAUGGCUUCUGGCUUAGCGUCAAGGGUGAUGGUGUCAAGAUUCUGGGACAGAACGAGAGGGGCGCUCUCUACGGUACUUUUGAGUACCUGAGCCUGUUGGCCCAGGGCAACUUCACCGAAGUGACUUAUGCGACAAACCCUUCUGCUCCUGUCAGAUGGGCAAACCAAUGGGACAACAUGGAUGGCACAGGAACUCACGGCAGCAUUGAGCGUGGUUACGGAGGCGUUUCUAUCUUCUUCGAGAACCUCAAGGUCGUCACCGACAUGACCCGCGUCUCCCAGUACGGCCGUCUGCUGGCCUCCGCCAGAAUCAACGGCAUCAUCGUCAAUAACGUCAACGCCAAUGCCAUCCUCCUCUCUCCCGAGAACAUGGACGGAUUGAAGAGGAUUGCCGACGCUUUCAGGCCAUGGGGUGUCCAGGUGGGCAUCUCCCUCAACUUCGCCUCACCCCAGACAUACGGUAACCUUUCCACCUUCGACCCCCUCGACGAGACUGUCGUUGCCUGGUGGGGAAAUAUCACCGAUGAGCUCUACGCACGCAUUCCCGACAUGGCUGGAUACCUGGUCAAGGCCAACUCAGAGGGUCAGCCCGGCCCCCUGACCUACAACAGGACGCUGGCAGACGGCGCCAACCUCUUCGCUAGGGAGCUCAAGAACCACGGCUCCAAGAAGGGCAUCGUCAUGUUCAGAGCCUUUGUCUACGACCAUCUCACGCUGAACCAGUCCGACUGGCGUGCUGAUCGCGCCAACGCCCAGGUCGAGUUCUUCAAACACCUCGACGGCCAGUUCGACGACAACGUCAUUGUCCAGAUCAAGUACGGCGCCAUUGACUUCCAGGUCCGGGAGCCCGUGUCGCCUCUCUUUGCCAACUUGAAGAACACGAGCAUGGCUAUUGAGCUGCAAAUCUCUCAGGAGUACCUCGGCCAGCAGGACCACUUGGUCUACCUCCCUCCUCUCUGGAAGACGAUCCUCGACUUUGAUCUGCGCAUCGACGGUCAGCCUUCUGUUGUCAGUGACAUUCUGUCCGGCAAGCGCCUCAACAGGCCUCUCGGCGGCUACGCUGGUGUCAUCAAUGUCGGCGCGAACUCGACCUGGCUUGGGAGCCAUCUGGCCAUGUCCAACCUCUACGCCUACGGCAGACUUGCGUGGAACCCCACGGACGACGUUGUCAGCAUUGUCCAAGACUGGACCCGUCUGACAUUCGGCGUUGACCGCAAGGUCGUCGAUACCAUUACCAAGAUGUCUAUGGAGAGCUGGCCCGCCUACGAGAGCUACAGCGGCAACCUGGGCAUCCAGACUUUGACUGAUAUCCUCUACGCCCACUACGGUCCCAGCCCGCGCAGCCAGGACGGCAACAGCUGGGGUCAGUGGACCAGAGCAGACGGAGACAGCAUCGGUAUGGACCGUACCGUGAAGAACGGCACGCGAAACGCAGGACAGUACCCUCCCGAGGUGGCGGCCAUGUACGAGGAGAUCGAGACGACCCCCGACGACCUGCUUCUCUGGUUCCACCACGUGCCCUACACGCACAAGCUCAAGAGCGGCAAGACGGUCAUCCAGCACUUUUACGACGCGCACUACGACGGAUCGGCCACGGCCCAGACGUUUGUGCCGCAGUGGGAGUCCCUGAAGGGCCUCGUCGACGAGGAGCGCUACGAGCACGUGCUCUUCAAGCUCAAGUACCAGGCCGGCCACUCACUCGUCUGGCGCGACUCGAUUAACAACUUCUACUGGAACAAGUCGAGCAUCCCCGACGAGGCUGGACGCGUGGGCAACUACAAGUACCGCAUCGAGGCCGAGCACAUGACGCUGGACGGGUACAAGGUCGUCGACGUCGACCCCUUUGAGGCAGCGUCGGGUUACAAGGCCAUCGUGACGAGCUCCAACACGACGGCCGGAACGGCAUCCGCCACGGUCGAGUUCGAGACCGGAACAUACACCCUCGCCGUCAACUAUUUUGACGUCAUUCGAGGAAAGUGCUCGUACGUCGCGUACAUUAACGACGUUGUCGUCGGCCAGUGGAGGGGUAACAGCGAGGAGAAGCUGGGCCACUGGCCGUCCGAGUUCUUGGACGGGCAUUCUGCCAUCCGCGUCAACUUUCCCGGCGUCAAGGUGACCAAGGGCGAUACACUGAAGAUUGUUGGCACACCUGACGGGCCUGAGGUCGCUCCUCUGGACUAUGUCAGCUUCUUGCCUGAUGGUAUCAUCGAUUAG
Messenger RNA from Colletotrichum acutatum, 2541 nucleotides. RefSeq names its product alpha-glucuronidase A. Bases 1 to 2541 code for a protein of 846 amino acids. The transcript is spliced from 3 exons. Gene Ontology annotation, molecular function: alpha-glucuronidase activity. Gene Ontology annotation, biological process: xylan catabolic process. The record is from RefSeq and is a predicted model, not a curated record. Gene Ontology annotation, cellular component: extracellular region. NCBI's taxonomy places the organism in Eukaryota, Fungi, Ascomycota, Sordariomycetes, Glomerellales, Glomerellaceae.